This is a messenger RNA of Sphaerulina musiva SO2202, 1369 nucleotides long. RefSeq names its product FMN-dependent alpha-hydroxy acid dehydrogenase. The record is from RefSeq and is a predicted model, not a curated record. Gene Ontology annotation, molecular function: oxidoreductase activity; FMN binding. The coding region runs from base 47 to 1219 and encodes 390 amino acids. Lineage: Eukaryota; Fungi; Ascomycota; Dothideomycetes; Mycosphaerellales; Mycosphaerellaceae. The transcript has a single exon.
CCUCCGCCUCCUCUGGUCUCCUCUAGUCCGUAGGAUCCCAUUCAUCAUGCGCGCGACCUUCACCUCCCUCCUGGCUACAGCCGGACUGGCUCGCGCCGCUCGCCCCUACCUGGAAUUCCCCGACACGGGAGCAGCAGAACAAUAUGGCACCAUUGAAGCUGGAGGCGCAUUGCCCGAUGUCGCGACGGUCGUGGGACUGCCCGACUUCCAGUAUCUCGCCGAGCAGUACAUGAACCUCACGGCCUACACCUACUACCGCAAUGGUGCCGCUGGCGAAUGGUCCUACCGGAAUAACCUCGAAGUCUUUGAGCGCAUGCGCUUCCGACCCCGCGUCAUGACCCAAGUCGAUAACAUUGAAGACUCCCUCCCCACCACCAUUCUCGGCUACAACUUCUCUUCGCCCUUCUUCAUCUCUCCCUGUGCGCGCGCAGGCUAUGCCGGUUCCUGGGGCGAGCUCGGCCUCCAGGCAGGCGCUGCAGCCGGCAACAUUCUCUAUCAAGUGACGGAUUUCCCUUCGAUUCCCAAAGAAGAACUGCAAGCUGCUCGAGCAGAGGGACAAAUCACCUUCCAACAACUCUACAUUGACCCGAGCAACGACACGGCCACACUGGAGCAAAUCCGCGAAACCGAAAGACUAGGCUUCCACGCCAUCGUUCUCACCGUCGACUCGGCCGCCGACGGUAACCGCCACCGCGCCGCCCGCUUCGGCGUCGGCAGCGCCGACUCCUCCUACUCAUCCAUCACGUGGGAAAAGUACAACUGGAUGCGCUCGCAAACCGACCUCCCCAUCGUGCCCAAGGGAAUCCAAACGGUCGAAGACGCCAUCAUCGCACACGAAAACAACGUCCCCGCCAUUUUCCUCUCCAACCACGGCGGUCGCCAAGUCGACAGUUCCCCCUCCACCUUUGAAGUCGCCCUCGAAAUCCACGAACAAGCACCCUAUAUUUUCCAAGAUCUCGAAGUCUGGGCCGACGGCGGCGUGCGCUAUGGAGGCGAUGUCGUCAAAUUAUUGGCUUUGGGAGUUCGAGCCGUGGGAAUUGGCAGACCGUUUAUGUUUGCGAAUAUUUACCCUGAUGGAGCGGGUGUCAAGCGUGCCAUUGAUAUUAUGAAGAGAGAAGUCGCUAUUGAUGCGGCGAAUAUUGGAAUUGGGAAUUUGAAAGAUGCGGAUGCUACUUGGUUGGAUUUGAAGAGGGGGUUGAGUUGGGCUCCUGGGUCGUAAGGAGAAAUAAAGAGAGAGAGAGGAUUAGAAGUGGAGUGAAAGUGAAGUAGGUAGAUGUUUUACUUUUCUCUGUGGUAUAUAUGUAUACUCUUUUUCUCUUUUUCGCCUAGAGAUGAAUUUUUGUUGAAGAAUGAGAAGAAUGAUCAUCCA